AUGUAUUCUCGGAGAGAGUCCAACUGCUCGUUUGCGCUCCACGAUUUGGAGAUCCGAAGGCUGCUUUACCUGGGUCCCAACUCCAGUGAGCUACGAUCCAAGCAUCUGCCUUUUGUAUGUUGGUGUCCUCGGCUCCAUGGGACAGGAGGCCCUCCGGGCGGCUCAAGAGGCAGUCCAGCUCUACCAGGAGCUCGGUGGAAUGAUUCAGACAGCCGAGCCAUCAGUCUGCACGUCCUGGCAAAUGCAAACCUCAUGACCAAGAACUUCGACGACGCCCUGAAGACGGCGCAGGAUUCCGAGACAGCCUUCAGAGCCCUUCGAGACACUGCCGCCGAGGCUGCAUCCAUGAUGCUCCAGUCCGGCGCGCACCUGGGCCGCCAAGACUUCGAGGAGGCGCUGUGCCGAGGAGUCCAGAGAUCUGCUCACGGCCGGUGA
Messenger RNA from Symbiodinium natans, 435 nucleotides. NCBI's taxonomy places the organism in Eukaryota, Dinophyceae, Suessiales, Symbiodiniaceae. The record is from the annotation of a GenBank genome assembly.